This is a messenger RNA of Rana temporaria (common frog), 1622 nucleotides long. RefSeq names its product kynurenine aminotransferase 3 (gene KYAT3). The transcript has 14 exons. Bases 110 to 1465 code for a protein of 451 amino acids. NCBI's taxonomy places the organism in Eukaryota, Metazoa, Chordata, Amphibia, Anura, Ranidae. The record is from RefSeq and is a predicted model, not a curated record. Gene Ontology annotation, molecular function: pyridoxal phosphate binding; L-kynurenine:2-oxoglutarate transaminase activity. Gene Ontology annotation, biological process: biosynthetic process. Gene Ontology annotation, cellular component: cytoplasm; mitochondrion.
AUGAGUGUUUGCAUUGGAUGAACCCUCCUCUUCCUCCUCACAUGCUGGUCACUGAAGUUUGUAGGGAGAAGAGGACGCAGCUGAGUCAGUGAUAUCAGACGUGAGCAGCAUGCUGAUUGCUUGUCGUGCUGUCUGCUGCUUUGGGAAUGGCGCUCAGUUGCUGAAGACAGUUCAUUCCUCUCACUUCCUCAGGUUUUCCACUGCGGCAAUCAUGUCUUCAAGACACAGAAAUACAAAACGGAUUCAGGGAAUUGAUGGCAAUGUAUGGGUUGAAUUUACAGCCCUUGCUGCAGAUCCCUCUGUAGUCAAUCUUGGUCAGGGGUUUCCAGAUAUAUCUCCUCCAUCUUACGUCACAGAAGGUCUUGCUCAAGUGUCAACAGUGGACAGACUAAAUCAGUACACACGUGGCUUCGGUCACCCACCACUGGUAGAUGCCCUCUCUAAGGUUUAUGGCAAAGUGACUGGAAGAAAGAUCAAUCCAAACAAAGACAUUCUUGUGACAGUGGGUGCAUAUGGAUCCCUUUUCAGUGCAAUCCAGGGGCUUAUGGAAGAAGGUGAUGAGGUUAUUAUUAUUGAGCCAUUUUAUGACUGUUAUGAGCCUAUGAUAAAGAUGGCUGGGGCCACGCCUGUCCACAUUCCACUGAGAUAUAAGGAUAGUGGAAAAGGAACAGUAUCGAGUGCUGACUGGGUCUUAAACCCUGAAGAACUAGCCAGCAAAUUCACUUCCAGGACAAAGGCCAUUAUACUGAACACUCCAAACAAUCCUAUGGGCAAGGUGUAUAAAUUAGAAGAACUGCAGGUCAUUGCAGACUUGUGUAUAAAACACGACACACUCUGUAUUAGUGAUGAAGUUUAUGAGUGGCUGGUGUUCUCUGGAAGCCGACAUGUAAAAAUAGCAACUUUACCAGGAAUGUGGGACAGGACUAUAACAAUAGGAAGUGCAGGAAAAGCAUACAGUGUUACAGGAUGGAAGCUUGGUUGGUCCAUCGGUCCUGAGCAUCUCAUUAGACACUUACAAACUGUCCAUCAGAAUGUCUUGUACACCUGCGCUACUCCUUUACAGGAGGCCCUGGCCCAUGCUCUCUACAAGGACUUCAAAAGAAUGGAUGAACCAGAAUGCUAUUUCAAUGCACUACCCCGGGAACUAGAAUCCAAGCGUGACCGAAUGGCUUGCUUGCUUGAGGAAGCUGGACUAAAGCCAGUCGUUCCAGAAGGAGGAUAUUUCAUGAUUGCAGAUGUUUCUGUACUUGGUGUGGAUCUUUCUGAAGUGAAAGACGAUGAACCUUACGAUUACAAAUUUAUAAAGUGGAUGAUUAAAACUAAGAAAUUAGCUGCUAUUCCAGUAACGGCAUUUUGUGGACUUGAAUCUAAGAAACUACUUGAAAAGUAUAUCAGAUUCUGUUUUAUUAAGCGAGAUGAGACAUUGGAUGCCGGUGAGAAGAUCUUGAAGAACUGGAAUAAAUGAAAAUAACAGACUUGAUUAGACCAAUUUACAAGCAAUGGUUAUCCUAAUGAACUGUAUUCACUGUUCUUAUGCUGGGAUCUGACAAACAUCACACAAUCAAAUGUAAUUGGCAUUGCUGUUUUAUUUAGAUGUAAAUAAAAAUAUGAUCUCAUUUUUA